Messenger RNA from Centropristis striata (black sea bass), 1192 nucleotides. Its product is annotated as olfactory receptor 6N2-like. The transcript has a single exon. Bases 272 to 1192 code for a protein of 306 amino acids. Gene Ontology annotation, cellular component: membrane. The record is from RefSeq and is a predicted model, not a curated record. Gene Ontology annotation, biological process: G protein-coupled receptor signaling pathway. Gene Ontology annotation, molecular function: G protein-coupled receptor activity; olfactory receptor activity. NCBI's taxonomy places the organism in Eukaryota, Metazoa, Chordata, Actinopteri, Perciformes, Serranidae.
CUUUUUCCACCUCUGGCCUUUAGGUAUACACAGUUUCAUUAAGUUGUUUACAUGUUAGUUCUUACUGCUGAGGAUCUUUAAUGAGAUCCAUGGAGGAAAAAAGCAAUAUGAUAAAAAAAUAACUGGGCACAGACUCUUACAGACAGCUUACUUUGUUCUGGAGAUGAACACUCACAAACUGUGUGUUUUAAGGUAAAUGAAAAACACUCUCAGGUGACAUGUUUACCUCUGUUCUUUCUUUAUGAUGUGCCUCAUUUUUUAAACAACAUCAAUGGAAAAUAAAUUAAAUGUAACAUUCAUAACUCUUGGUGGAUACGUGGAACUGGAGAAAUACAGAUAUGUUUAUUUUGUGUUGUUAUUCAUAGUAUAUAUUCUCAUAAUAUGCAGUAAUUAUGUUAUUGUGUAUCUUAUUUGUAUUCACCAAAACCUCCAUGAACCCAUGUACAUUUUCAUUGCAGCUUUGCUACUGAACUCUGUUCUUUUCAGCUCUACUGUAUACCCAAAGCUUCUGACUGAUAUUUUAUCUGAUAAACGGAGGAUUUCAUAUUCUGCAUGUCUGUUUCAGUUUCAUGUAUUUUACUCUUUCGGAUCUUCAGAGUUUUUACUGUUGGCAGCCAUGUCUUAUGACAGAUAUGUGUCUAUAUGUAAACCUCUACGAUAUCCAACCAUCAUGACAAAAACAAAUGUUACUUUGUUCUUAGUUUCAGCUUGGAUUCUGCCAGCCCCACAAAUGGCUGUUACAACAAGUUUGAGUGCUAAUCAAAAACUCUGCAGGUUUACUUCAGAAGGAGUUUUUUGUGAUAAUACAAUUUAUAAACUUCAAUGUGUGGAAAGAAAAGCACACAUUAUAGUUGAUAUGUUAAUUUUGCUGAAUGUUGCAGUUAUCCCUGUGCUUUUCAUACUUUUCACAUACACCAGGAUAUUUUUAAUAACCUAUCGAAGUGGCAGAGAAGUCAGAAAAAAAGCUGCACAGACAUGUUUACCUCACCUCAUAGUUUUAUUCAACUUCUCCUGUUUGUGUGUGUAUGAUGUCCUUACAGCUCAGCUGAAUUUGGAUUUUCCAAAAACUAUAAGAUUAAUAAUGUCAUUACAAAUGGUAAUGUAUCAACCUCUCUUUAAUCCUAUCAUGUACGGACUACAAAUGAAAGAAAUUUAUAAACACCUGAAGAAGCUGUUUGGAAAAACACAGUAA